AUGUUCUUGAAUUACCCAGAAUCUGGUAACUCUUUUUGCUCUCGCGCUCGGCUGCGUGUCAACCAGAACCCAUCACAAGAACUCGAGCUCCAGUGCCUGAGCAUGAGCAACCAAGCCGUGAAUUUCCCAGACCUCGAGUCUGCGGCGAUCGAGGACAAUUACCACAACGACGAUGAUAUGCGCCUCCUGAAGCGACUGCAGGGACGUUGGCGAAAGUUUCACCAACACUGGGACCUAGCAACGAAACAGGAGCUACUGAAGCUCAUUGAUAACGGGGAUAUCAAAACGAAUCCUACUAACCGCACUAUUCCCAGUGGACGCAAAUUUUGA
This is a messenger RNA of Fusarium verticillioides 7600, 330 nucleotides long. RefSeq lists its product as hypothetical. The coding region runs from base 1 to 330 and encodes 109 amino acids. The record is from RefSeq and is a predicted model, not a curated record. NCBI's taxonomy places the organism in Eukaryota, Fungi, Ascomycota, Sordariomycetes, Hypocreales, Nectriaceae. The transcript is spliced from 2 exons.